This is a messenger RNA of Austrofundulus limnaeus, 4662 nucleotides long. RefSeq names its product insulin-degrading enzyme (gene ide). Gene Ontology annotation, biological process: amyloid-beta metabolic process; peptide catabolic process; hormone catabolic process. The record is from RefSeq and is a predicted model, not a curated record. Gene Ontology annotation, molecular function: metal ion binding; metalloendopeptidase activity. Gene Ontology annotation, cellular component: mitochondrion; cytosol; peroxisomal matrix. Lineage: Eukaryota; Metazoa; Chordata; Actinopteri; Cyprinodontiformes; Rivulidae.
AUGGCGCCGUGAAGCCCACGGUUUGUUUUCCUAAGUGCAAAUGUUUAAGUGCAUUAACCGAGCGGCCCGCUUUACAACAAGGCACCUUCAGUCAACAGGAAGCGACGUCUUUGCUUUUCCAAAUCUUAGGCUGGUGGCGUCCUCACCUGUCACAAUGACCGAUCCAGCUGUGAGGAGGGUGGUCGGCGACAUCAUCCGCUCCCCAGAGGACAAGCGGGAGUACAGAGGCCUGGAGUUCACCAACGGCCUGAAGGCCAUGCUCAUCAGUGACCCCACCACAGACAAGUCCUCGGCUGCCCUGGACGUCCACAUAGGUUCGCUGUCGGACCCAGAGAACAUCUCGGGCCUGGCGCACUUCUGUGAGCACAUGUUGUUCUUGGGAACAGAGAAGUACCCCAAAGAAAACGAGUACAGCCAGUUCCUCAGCGAGCAUGCAGGAAGCUCCAACGCCUUCACGAGCGGCGAGCACACCAACUACUACUUCGACGUUUCCCAUGAGCACUUGCAAGGAGCUCUGGACAGGUUUGCCCAGUUCUUCCUGUGCCCGCUGUUCGAUGAGAGCUGCAAGGACAGGGAGGUCAACGCCGUGGACUCGGAGCACGAAAAGAACCUGAUGAACGACGCCUGGAGGCUCUUCCAGCUGGAGAAGGCCACCGGGAACCCAAACCACCCCUUCAGUAAAUUUGGAACAGGUAACAAACUGACGCUGGAGACCAGACCAUCUAAAGAAGGCGUGGACAUCCGUCAGGAGCUGCUAACCUUCCACUCCACCUAUUAUUCCAGUAACCUCAUGGGUCUGUGCGUGUUGGGCAGAGAGUCUCUGGAUGACUUGACCUCCAUGGUGGUCAAACUGUUCGGAGAGGUGGAAAACAAGAACGUUCCUGUCCCAGAGUUCCCCGAACACCCGUUCCAGGAGGAGCACCUCAGGCAAUUCUACAAAGUGGUUCCUAUCAAAGACAUCAGGAACCUGUAUGUAACGUUCCCCAUCCCAGACCUGCAGAAGUACCAUAAAUCUAACCCGGGACAUUAUCUGGGACAUCUGAUUGGACACGAAGGGCCGGGGAGUUUAUUGUCUGAGCUCAAAUCUAAAGGCUGGGUGAACACGCUGGUUGGAGGGCAGAAAGAAGGAGCCCGAGGAUUCAUGUUCUUUAUCAUUAAUGUGGACCUGACUGAGGAGGGUCUGUUACACGUCGAGGACAUCAUCUUUCACAUGUUCCAGUACAUCCAGAAGCUUCGCACCGAGGGGCCUCAAGAGUGGGUCUUUGAAGAAUGCAAGGAUUUAAGCAAAGUAGCCUUCAGGUUUAAGGACAAGGAGCGACCCCGUGGGUACACCUCGAAAGUGGCGGGAUUACUGCACUACUACCCUCUGAUGGAAGUUCUUGCAGCCGAGUAUCUUUUGGAGGACUUCAGGCCCGACCUGAUCGAGAUGGUGCUCGAUAAGCUCCGACCAGAAAACGUCAGAGUUGCAGUGGUGUCCAAGUCAUUUGAGGGGCAGACAGACAUGACAGAGGAGUGGUACGGCACACAAUACAAGCAAGAAGCUAUUUCUGAAGAAACCAUAAAGACGUGGGCUAACGCCGACCUGAACGGGCAGUUCAAAUUACCGAUGAAGAACGAGUUYAUCCCCACAAACUUUGAGAUCUACCCUCUGGAGAAAGACUCUCCGUCUCUCCCUACGCUGAUCAAGAACACUGCCAUGAGUAAAGUGUGGUUUAAGCAGGACGACAAAUUCUUCCUUCCCAAGGCGUGUCUGAACUUUGAGUUCUUCAGCCCGUUUGCAUAUGUGGACCCAUUGCAUUGUAACAUGGCCUAUUUGUACCUGGAGCUCCUCAAGGACUCCCUCAACGAGUAUGCAUAUGCAGCCGAGCUAGCUGGCUUGAACUAUGACCUCCAAAAUACCAUCUAUGGGAUGUAUUCUGCCCUGGGGAUGAUGCAGAUGGUGGAGGACACACUCAUUGAGCACGCUCAUACUAAGCCCCUCCUCCCGAGCCAGCUGAUUCGCUACAGAGAGAUGCAGGUGCCAGACGGUGGCUGGUUUGUUUAUCAGCAGAGAAACGAGGUUCACAACAACUGCGGCAUCGAGAUCUACUAUCAGACGGACAUGCAGACGACCCAGGAGAACAUGCUGCUGGAACUGUUCUGUCAGAUCAUCUCAGAACCCUGCUUCAACACGCUCAGAACCAAAGAGCAGCUCGGUUACAUCGUGUUCAGCGGGCCUCGGCGUGCCAACGGCGUGCAGGGCCUGCGCUUCAUCAUCCAGUCGGAGAAGGCGCCGCACUACCUGGAGAGCCGCGUGGAGGCCUUCCUGUGCACCAUGGAGAAGACCCUGGAGGACAUGAACGAGGAGGCCUUCCAGAAACACAUCCAGGCCCUGGCCAUCCGCCGCCUGGACAAGCCCAAGAAGCUCUCAGCUGAGUGUGCCAAGUACUGGGGCGAGAUCAUCUCUCAGCAGUAUAACUUUGACCGAGAUAACAUAGAGGUAGCUCAUCUGAAGACUCAGACAAAGGAGAACAUAAUGCACUUUUAUAGAGAGCGUCUGACAGUCGAGGCCCCGAAGAGACACAAGGUGUCCGUGCACGUCCUGUCCAGAGAGAUGGACUACUGUCCGAUCGUCGGAGAGUUUCCUGCUCGGAACGAUGUCAACCUGGCUCCCGCACCUUCCCUGCCGCAGCCCACGUUGGUUCAGGACAUCACAGAGUUUAAGAGGAGCCUCCCUCUGUUCCCUCUGGUGAAGCCUCACAUCAACUUCAUGUCUGCCAAACUGUGAGGGGGCGGAGCCUGCUGGUCCACAUCCACCGCCGCGAGGUGGGAGGGGGGCGGGCGGUGCCAUAUAUGCCCCUCCCACUCUGUUUCUCAACAAUAACCCCACAAACCUUCAUCUGCUCCUCCCACCAGGAAGCUGUUGGCCUGAUUGAGCGUGUGUGUGUGUGUGUGUGUGUGUGUGUGUGUGUGUAUGUGUGUGUGUGUGUGUGUGUGUGUUGCAGCCACAGUUUGAACCCCACAGGUAGCCCUUGGUUGUUUAAUAGUCUCUGACGGGGGUCUCGUCUCGUGUUUUCCCGCCCGCCGUAGAGGAAGUAGAAAAAGGGGCGGAGCUUGUCAGAUCMGUGGGUCGGUCCUCGUCGGAGCGGCCGUAGCUUUGUGACGUUUUUAUGAUUUUAAACUUUGCGUUGCUGGAAUGUGUCGGAGCGCGGCUGUAACCACAGGAGGAAACAUUUCAGAGGCGCGCUCGUUGUUUUUAUCAGGUUUUCCAGCAGCUCAGGGGUUAAAUCCACGCUGUCGUUAUUUCCUCGGUGUGCGACCWUGUUGUAAACACACACACACUGUGCACGUGACACUUCCUGCAGCUCGUGCCUUUUAACCUGGGGGGUGGGGACCUGACCCCCCAUCAUGAAAUGCUGAAUGUGCUCUGGUUCUGGUUCUGGUAAAGGAACAUUCUGGUCGUUUUAAAGUGGGGUUCUGUGAGAAUCUAGUAACAAAUAUCUUACCUGUUGCAGGUAGCUUCAUGAACAGGUUGUUUCUGUUUGACGUCGGGGCUCGUUGCUGAUGUCGUUCCACCCCGACGUUGUGCCGUAACACGGCUCUGCUUCAGACCAGGUGGUCCAGACAAACAGCUGAUUAACGGACUCCAGCAGAACUUUAGAACCCGAUGAGGACGGUUGGACCAGCAGGUCCUCGAGGACCUGGAUUAAAGACCACCAGGUUAGCUUAAAGAUGGCAGAGAUCUGCUCUGGACCUGGGUCUGUUCUGGACCUGGGUCUGCUCUGGUGGGCCAUUAUUAGCUCAUCAGUACCGCUGGUUUGGACCUGGUCCCAGAUUGGAAACAAAUCUUUUAAUUUCACUAAUAUUAAAAUCUUACAGCCAGAUUYGUCUCCAGCCUGCUACUGCUAGCUGCUACUUUGGUCUUGUUUGGACCAGGCGUUGGAUCUUARUUCUAACAGGACUGAAAAGUUGUUUCUCAAAACUUGAGUUAUUUAAAGAGUUAUCUGCAGCAGGUAAGAUMUUCUUUAAGCUUCUCACAGAACCUCCCUUUAAAAUGGYUGAAGUGUCCCUUUAACGACGGCUCUGAUGUCAAAUGAGCUUUAAAAAAGCUCUAAUCUAGAUUGUUUUAACUUUAUUUCUGAAAAUAUGCACAUUUCUGAGCAAUAAACAGAAUGUUCUGGAGGGUUCUGAUGUGGUUCUGCUUCUGAGAGUCCGGUCCGUUCUGAGGGUCCAGCAGGGCGUGGUCUCUUCAAAAACUUUAUUCUUUUUAUUUUUUUAGUCUCACAGCAGAAACCGGGUCCGAACGACCAGAACCUGUAUGAUUGUGUGGAAGAAAAAAAAAACAAAGCUCCAACAUUUCAGAUUAAAAGCGUGACUUCCUGUUUGACGAUUAAACUCCUUCAUUUCAUUUCCUGGUGGUGAAAACCCAAAGACGAGCAGCAGCAGUUAGCGUUAGCACUUCCUUCGCGCCCACAGGCAGCAGUUUUCAGUGUUUUAGAGGAAACAUAUCAGGCGCGGCUCGGUGACAACAGGUUUGUUUUAGGAUGUAGUUUUUUUUUGUGAAUGUUUUGGACCUGAUUGUUUUUGUCUGGUUGGUUUACGGGACAUGAAGAGUGCUGAUAUUUUAAGUUUGGUCUUUUAAAGUCUGUGUGUUUCUAAAUAAUAAAUAAGUAAUAAAUUAAA